AUGUUGGCAUUCAAGGAUGCCGUCAAGACAGCUAUUCCUGAGGCAAGAAACGGUCCCAUUUUUGGUAAAAAGGAAGCAGUAUCAAUGACUAUUAAGUUCUAUCUGAAGCGUCCCAACAGUGAUUUUGUUAGAGGAAUCCGCAAUGCCGGUGCAUUGAAGGCAUGUUUCCAUGGCCUAUUCUCAGCGGCCCUCAUUCGGCCCGACAUCGACAAUCUAUGCAAGUUUGUUUUGGAUUCCUGCAAUGGUAUUCUCUACUACGAUGAUUUCCAGGUGGUCAAGUUGGUAGCUUUGAAGUUGCGAGACAACACUGGUAAUUGUAUGGGAAGGACUGUGAUUGAGAUUGCACCGUUCCAGAAUCAUGAAGCCCUAUGA
Seminavis robusta is the source of this 372-nucleotide messenger RNA. Lineage: Eukaryota; Bacillariophyta; Bacillariophyceae; Naviculales; Naviculaceae. The record is from the annotation of a GenBank genome assembly.